AUGUGGUACCUCGCGAGACUCGGAGCCUACCUCCUGGUCCCCUUUGCGGUUGUUUGGUUUUUACAGCGAAUGCUGACGGCCAGCCUCCAUUCACAAAGUGAGAAGCGCCUCGGUUGUCAGCGUGCACCGGUCAGAAUCAACAAACGUCUAGGUGGCAUCGACCAUAUUGCAAGGCUGCUUCGUGCAGACCGGAAAGGCCAGGUUCCGACCGAGUAUCUGAAGAUCUACAAAGAGCAGAAAGAUCAUACCUACGAGCAGACCAUUUUGGGCACCAAACAGAUCAUGACAAUCGAUCCUCUCAACAUCCAGGCUAUUCUCGCCAUCCAGUUCCAUGACUUCGAAAUUGGGUCAAUUCGGCGAGACAAUUUUGCACCUUUGUUAGGUGGCGGCAUCUUUACUGCAGACGGCAAGUUUUGGGAACAUUCUCGAGCGCUUCUUCGACCGCAAUUUGCUCGUGCGCAGGUCGCAGACCUUGAGCUCGAAGAAACCCAUUUCAAGCUUAUGAUGCAGUCGUUGAGAACAGACUCCUCAGGAUGGACCCCAGUUGUCGACAUGAAGCCUCUUUUUUUCCGCUUCACAAUUGACACCGCCACUGAGUUCCUUUUUGGUACCAGUGUUCACUCCCAGACCCAGACUAGUUCUGGUACGGGAGGCUCGGAUUUGCGCUCCAUUGUUGACGCGUUUGAUCGCUGUACGGCUGUCCUGGGAAUCCGCACCCGAUUAUCCGGACUCUACUGGCUGUACAAUCCCAAAGGCUUCCAAGAGGACGUCCUUGAAAUUCACAAAUUUGUGGACCGCUUUGUCCGUGAUGCUUUGCAACGCAAGGACACCCAGGACACUAGAGAGAACGCUAGAGACACAUAUGUCUUCUUAUACGAGCUCGUCGAGUCCAUGACCGACCCUAUUCAGGUUCGAAACCAGCUCUUGCACUUGCUACUUGCUGGCAGAGACACUACAGCCGGCUUACUGGGCUGGGCAUUCUGGAAUCUGUCCCGUAAUCCCAAGGUUUACCGGAAACUGCGAGAGACGAUUAUUACUACCUUUGGCACCUACAAGCAACCCCGAGAUAUCUCUUUUGAGAGUUUGAAAUCUUGCGUCUAUCUCCAGCAUACACUAAAAGAAACACUGCGCCUUUUCCCCCCAGUGCCCCUCAACACACGCCAAGCUGCUCGCGAUACAACACUACCCAAAGGAGGUGGCGCAGACGGCCUCAGUCCCGUUUUUGUCAAGAAAGGCACGGAACUCGGCUACUCUGUAUAUGCAAUGCAUCGUAGAAAGGACAUUUGGGGUGACGACGCGGAAACAUUCAACCCCGAUCGUUGGGCUGACAGGAAACCCGGAUGGGACUACCUUCCCUUCAAUGGUGGCCCUCGUAUCUGCCUGGGACAGCAGUUCGCACUGACUGAGGCGGGGUAUGUCUUGACAAGACUAUUGCAACGGUUCGAUCAAGUUGAGAACUGUGAUCCUGAAACGCAGCCCAUUCACUCUUACAAUCUCACCAGCGCUCCAAAGCAGGUUCCUCCCAUACUGGUGCAGUUUGACUUGGCGGUUGGAGGUCUUCCUGAUUAG
Colletotrichum higginsianum IMI 349063 is the source of this 1569-nucleotide messenger RNA. RefSeq names its product Cytochrome P450 CYP4/CYP19/CYP26 subfamilies. NCBI's taxonomy places the organism in Eukaryota, Fungi, Ascomycota, Sordariomycetes, Glomerellales, Glomerellaceae. The transcript has 3 exons. Bases 1 to 1569 code for a protein of 522 amino acids. The record is from RefSeq and is a predicted model, not a curated record. Gene Ontology annotation, molecular function: oxidoreductase activity, acting on paired donors, with incorporation or reduction of molecular oxygen, reduced flavin or flavoprotein as one donor, and incorporation of one atom of oxygen; iron ion binding; heme binding.